UUACACUAAUUAGUUUAGUUGAGUAGAGGUGAAAUAGUUUUGUCUAAAGUUAGAUAAAAUAAAUCAAGUUAAGUUUAUUAAUUACGGUAAUUUAUUCUUAUUUGCAAUUUAUGUUGCUUUAUUGAAUUGAGUUCAUCUCUGGUAAAUAAAAGAAGGAUGAAAAAGGAGGCGUUGGCGGUGGAGAUGGCCGUCUAAGGCGCCAGAUUAAGGUUCUGGUGGAGUCCAAGCACAGUCCUGGUCAAGGUUAGAAAAAUGAGACGAGCAACUAACUAACAUGUUGCGGCCUCCAUGCAAGACCGUUAGGUUAAUACCUGCAAUUCAAAACAUUACACUUCCCGGGAAAAAGUACAUUUCACAAGAAAAAAGCAACUUUGUCCAAACCAACUAAAUCCAAAUCCAUGGAGGAGGGAGGUCUUGUAGUUACAUUUCAUAUGCUCAGGAAUGGUUAUGCUUCUCCAUCUUCAUCAUCACCCCCAACACCACCUUCACCCCUUCCUAUAAGUGUAGGACCCGGCAAUCAAAAAUACUACUUCACGCCGUCUCCGUCUCCGUCUCCAUCCCCGCCCUUUUCACAGCCUCCUUCCAGCCACACAUCGGCUGAUCAAAAUCUUCCCCUUUUAUCUGAAGACUUGGUUCCCCAGGUGCCAUCAGCAUUUUCUUUGGACCGUCCGCACCACAAUGAAUUGGAUUCUAAGAGUUCUUGCCUUCAAGACUUGCUUGAAUGGUUUAUACAGAAAUGCUGCAAUUGCUGUUCCAAGUCUCUCUGAAUCCGUCGUCAAACACUGGAAAUUCCCUAAGAUUGUCAGGCACUCAUUUCUACUAACAAAUUUGCUGACUCCAUUCAAGUCCUAAAAUGUCAUCCGAGAGGGAAAUACAGGUGCAGAAACGAACCAUUGUAACUAAAACUUUGCAACACAGCGUUGUUUUCGCAGCUUUCAUCCCUUUGAUCAAGCAUAUGUCCUCUUGUCCAUCUCUGUAACUUUCUGAUUCAUAAGUUGGCUCUUUUAUCUUUUAUUUUUAA
Messenger RNA from Ricinus communis (castor bean), 1021 nucleotides. Its product is annotated as anther-specific proline-rich protein APG. Lineage: Eukaryota; Viridiplantae; Streptophyta; Magnoliopsida; Malpighiales; Euphorbiaceae. The record is from RefSeq and is a predicted model, not a curated record. The coding region runs from base 399 to 767 and encodes 122 amino acids. The transcript is spliced from 2 exons.